Carassius gibelio (silver crucian carp) is the source of this 2856-nucleotide messenger RNA. RefSeq names its product opsin 7, group member c (gene opn7c). Gene Ontology annotation, cellular component: membrane. The transcript has 6 exons. The record is from RefSeq and is a predicted model, not a curated record. Lineage: Eukaryota; Metazoa; Chordata; Actinopteri; Cypriniformes; Cyprinidae. Bases 295 to 1566 code for a protein of 423 amino acids. Gene Ontology annotation, biological process: G protein-coupled receptor signaling pathway; visual perception. Gene Ontology annotation, molecular function: G protein-coupled receptor activity.
ACUGAGAGAGAGGAGGAAAUAGAAAAAAUUAUCAAAUUGAGGUGUCAUUUUUUUCUCAACGAUUCCAGUAAAAAACAUGAAUUAGAAUGUGAAACAUCUCAGGGGAACUUUCAGUAGCAAACUCUUUAAAAAGUUUGUAACUCAGACCUUUUCAAAGCUUGAGUAGGACAGUGAAAACAUUUUUGCUAAAGACAUGGACAUUCGUGUAUAUAAUAGCUCCUUUCGUGUUGCACGCAAGAAAAAAAGUCAUACAAGUUCACUAUGUAAAGCCAAUGCAUCUGAGAACAUUCAGAGAUGCAUUUGAAGUUCUGUUUGAAACUCUAUCUGACACAUUCUAUUUCUCCCCUGCAGAUGGGCAAUGUGUCAAAAACUGCCCUGUUUGUAUCCACAAUCUCCAGACAGCAAGACAUCCUCAUGGGAUCAAUUUAUUCAGUGUUCUGUGUCUUGUCGCUCCUGGGAAAUGGCAUACUGUUGUUUGUAGCCUACCGUAAGAGGUCAUCUUUGAAGCCAGCAGAGUUUUUCGUUGUGAACUUGUCUGUGAGUGAUCUAGGGAUGACCCUGUCUCUGUUUCCUCUGGCCAUCCCAUCUGCUCUAGCACACAGAUGGUUGUUUGGGGAGGUAGCAUGUCUGUGCUAUGCUGUGUGCGGGGUUUUAUUUGGCUUAUGCAGCCUAACAAACCUGACUGCUUUGUCUUCAGUAUGCUGUCUCAAAGUCUGCGUCCCAAAUUACGGUAACAAAUUCUCAUCCAGCCAUGCUUGUGUGAUGGUGGUUGGGGUUUGGUGUUACGCCUCUGUCUUUGCUGUGGGACCUUUGGCCCGGUGGGGCAGUUUUGGACCAGAACCGUACGGAACCGCCUGCUGCAUAAACUGGUACACUCCAUCCCACGAUGCCCUAGCCAUGUCUUACAUCAUCAGUCUCUUUAUUUUUUGUUAUGUUAUUCCCUGUACCAUCAUCAUCCUCUCUUACACCUUCAUCCUACUGACAGUGAGGGGGUCUAGCCAAGCCGUUCAACAGCACGUCUCUCCACAAACCAAAGUGUCCAAUGCACACGCUCUUAUUGUCAAGCUGUCAGUGGCUGUGUGUAUUGGCUUCCUUACGGCUUGGAGCCCGUAUGCCAUUGUUGCCAUGUGGGCUGCGUUCAGUGCCAAUGAGCAGGUCCCACCCACCGCCUUUGCGCUGGCAGCCAUCCUGGCCAAAUCUUCCACCAUUUACAACCCUAUGGUUUAUCUCCUCUUCAAACCCAACUUUCGCAAAUCACUGAGUAAGGAUACCCAAACCAUCCGCCACAGGAUUUGUUUGAGCCAUAGUAAAGCCAGUCCCACAGCAGGAGUAAAGGAUCGGCAGGUACAGAACUUUCAGCAGUGCAACAAUAAGGAUGCCAGCACCUCCACACCCUUUUCCAGUGGACAUGCAGAGAGUUAUGGGGCAUGUCAUGUCUCUGUAGAAGCAGAGCCACGUCUUCAGCAAAUAAGUCCUCAGAGAACUGCGCGUAUUCUGGAGGGCACCGUUCAGAGUGAAAUUCCAGUGAGACAACUGACUGACAGAAUGCAAAAUGACCUCCUGUGAGAGAUACUCAAUAAAGAAAGAAUGCAUAAAAUGUAAGGAGGGAAAGGAUGAUAAAACUUGUAAGAAUCACAGAUGUCCUUAGAUGCCCAAACACAAGGACAAAGAAAGCUGAGGAGAAGGAAUAAAAAAAAUCUCCCUGUUGUUUCUGGAUUCUUAUUGAUCCUCAGAACUUCCUGCUGAUUUCACCAAUGUUUACUGAACCAAAUCCACUUAAAGACCAGUGAGAUACUGAUUUCGAAAAACAAUUGAAGUUCAACCUCACAAACUGUGUUUUAGUUUCAGACAUGGUUUGCAAUGAUAAAAGCAAGGUCAGUUCACUAAAUAAAUAAAGAUUGUCAUCUGCUGGCUGAACAGGAGUAUUACAACUGAAAAGAUUGGGUGGGUUUACAUUGCCAAAGCAUUGAUAAAAUUACACAAAGCCAGUAUUAUCAAUGUCCGUGUGAUAGUAACACAGACUAACAGUGCAAUAGCAAAGCAAACUACAAACUUAGUAUUGUUUGUUCCCAUCUAAACGGCUCCCAUUCCUAUUGCACAUUGAUUCAUUAAAGGACAAAAGUACUUAAUCUAAAUGGAAAUUGCAGUAAAUUUGCAGUGGUUGGUGAGGUUGAUUGGAUGCACCCUGUAGCCUGCAAGCAUGGUGUAAUGAGCAAGGUCUACCUAUAUGGGUCACUACACUCUCAAAAAUAGACAGAGGCAGGAAAAAGAGAUCAGGAAAUUCAGUGAAAUAGCCUUGAGGCACCCCCAAUUCAAAGAAAGCAUACAGAAAAAGACAGGAUAGGUUUUUAUUUUUAAAUCAAACCUCUAAAAGAUCUGUUCAUGAAAACAAUCCAAAAUCUGACUUAAACUACAGUUAGAUGUUUGACUAGGAGAUAUGUUAUGAAGAAAAUAACUAUUGAUUUACCCAGGCUAAACUAUUCCCUUCACUGGCAGCUGUUAACUCUAUUGUUCAAUUAGCUCCCUCCUCAGGCCUUGACUGAGAGAGAUGCAAUUCAACAGAUACAAUCACACUAGCACUUCACAGCAGUGCGCUGUGCUCAAUCCAACACUCACUGAACCUUUGCUUGGAGGGAUGUGAGAGUCGAUAUCUAAAACAGAGGCUUUUAAUACCAACCGAGAGGGUUUUCAGGGCAUUUCUUUUGUGUCGACAAGUUCUGGAAACUGAUCAAAAUUCAACUACACUUUAUCUGUAGGUUUCAGUGGGGAGAAUGAAAGCGAGUCCAGCUUUAAUACACCACUAAUAAGUCUCAUGUGAAUAUAUAUAUAUAUAUAUAUGUGUGUGUGUGUGUGUGU